UUCCAGUAGUUGGAGCCAGGGAGUUGGCUAGAGUUAGAGAGCUUGGAAACUGCUUGGAGAUCUCGAGUCCAAAUUCAAGCAAUUUACUCUUAAAAACCAUUAAAUAUUUAAAUCUUUGUGAAUUUUUACUCACUAUUUAAAUUCAUACUCCCAAUUCAAACUAAUUUCACCACCGGGUAAUUAAAAAUAAUUAUUUUAUUUCUCUAAAAGUAAAUCUUGAGUUUUGGUGGUACCUCAAACAAAGUGUGGUGCGUUUUAAAAAAAAAAAAAAAGUUAUCAGUCACAAGUUCCCAGUGUCGGCCUAAGUUCCAAGGGCUGCAUCAUCGUCAUCACCUCUAUCACCAAAAUCAUAACCAUAAUUAUAAUCAACGUUAAAUCUCGUCCUCGUUCCUCAGCAUCACGUAUCUGAUUCCUGGUGAUUCUAGUAUAUUACUGACGCUUGCGCGCCAUUACUAAUUAUCCAUAUUCUCUUAAAGCAUUCUUCAGUUAUAGUUUAGUAUAAAAUUAUUUUUUUUUCUCUCGCUUAAUUUUUUUUUCACGUAUAGCAUCAGUACUUUAUUAUAAAUAAAUAUAAUUUUCAAGUAUAAUUUAAAGUGAAGUGAAUUUUUAAAAAUAAAAUAAAUUAAAAUUAGUAUAAUUCAUAUAUUAAUUAACAAUAAUAAUUAAAGACAGUAAUAAAUAAACCGGUACGUUUUAAAAUUUGAUGGUUAACAAUGAGUGAUUAUUCAGCGGUUGCUCCGCCUCAGAAUUUCAGCCAGAGUUCGGCUUUUGCCGCGGCAUUACAACGUGCGAAACAGAUCGCUGCUAAAAUAAAUCCUGGUGGCAAUCAAAAUACCGAUGGUGGGAUCAAGAGGUCACUUGAAGACAGUACAGGGUUCAGUGAUGAAUUUACAGAACCAGAGGCAAAGAAAUUAGCACAAGAUCCAUUAAUUGGAAUGAGAGGCGGACCAUUGGGAGGAAUAGGAGACAAUGGAGGGAAUCGAGGAGCACCAGUAUCGUCACCAACAUCUAGCUUGGGAGGUAUUUGCAAUGAAGAUAUCAGAGUUCCGGACAAAAUGGUCGGAUUAAUAAUUGGACGGGGUGGUGAACAAAUAACACGGUUGCAAAGUGAAACGGGGUGUAAAAUACAAAUGGCACCCGAAAGUGGCGGUCUGCCUGAACGUCUUUGUACCUUAACGGGUUCAAGAGAAGCUGUCAAUCGUGCUAAGGAUUUGGUACUGUCGAUCGUCAAUCAGCGCUGCCGAUCUGAGGGCGGUAUGGGUGAUAUGAACAUGCCUAAUCCUAAUAAUAGCGGCGGAGGUGGAGGCGGGGGAGGGGGUGGAGGUAGUAGUGGCGGCGGAAGCAGCGGAGGAAGUGGCGGUGGAGGUGGAGGUCCGAUGAUGAGUAGUAAUAGUCAUCCAGGUAGUGUGGAAAUAAUGAUACCUGGUCCGAAAGUUGGAUUAAUUAUUGGAAAAGGCGGGGAAACUAUUAAACAGCUUCAAGAAAAAUCUGGCGCUAAGAUGGUUGUUAUUCAGGAUGGACCUUCACAAGAACAAGAAAAACCUUUGAGAAUAACUGGAGAUCCUCAGAAAGUAGAGUACGCUAAACAACUAGUGUAUGAAUUGAUCGCCGAGAAAGAAAUGCAAAUGUUCCAUCGUGGGCCACGAAACAACGAUCGAAAUAGUUUUUCUAAUGACAAUGGCUUCAAUAAUCACGGAUCGUCAUCAGCACCACCAAAUAAUGGCGACGGAUGUGAAGUAUUAGUACCGCGUGCAGCUGUCGGUGUUGUUAUCGGCAAAGGAGGUGAUAUGAUUAAGAAAAUUCAGUCUGAAACCGGAGCACGAGUACAAUUUCAGCAGGGAAGAGAAGAGGGUCCAGGUGACAGAAAAUGUUUGCUGUCAGGAAAACCACAAGCUGUAGAACAAGCUCGCCAGCGAAUUCAAGAGCUCAUCGAUAGUGUCACGAGACGAGAUGAUAGACCGCCUGCAGGAAGAAGUGGAUCACGUGGCAAUGGCUUCGGAGGUGGCAAUAAUAAUGGAGGCGGUGGUGGACGUCCUAAUGAGUACGGAGGUUGGGAUCGACGACAAGGAGGUGGUUCGAUGCAAGAUAAAAUAGAAGCUACAUACAAUGUACCUUCAACUAAAUGCGGAAUAAUUAUUGGCAAAGGUGGCGAGACAAUAAAACAAAUAAACCAGCAAACAGGAGCACACUGUGAACUUGAUCGUAGAAAUCCAGGAACUGAAACUGAAAAGAUUUUUAUUAUUCGUGGCUCUCCAGAACAAGUAGAACAUGCCAAGAGGAUAUUUAAUGAAAAACUGGGCGUGCAAAACGAUCCAAUGCAUGAUUUCCAAGGAGGCGCAAAUGCAGCAUACGCUGGUGCUCAAGGUGCAAUUGGUUAUAAUCCGACAUGGAAUGCAGGUGCAGGUUAUCAAACAUGGCCUACUCAAGCUCAACCAACUGAUGCCUCUGCUACUGCACAGCCCGUGCAAAUAAAUCCUCAAACUGGUCAACCAGACUACAGUGCCCAAUGGGCUGAAUAUUAUCGUUCUCUGGGAAUGCAUCGCGAGGCUGAAUUAAUUGAGCAGCAGUCGAAACAAGCAAAGGCCGAUCCAGCUCAGCAACAAGCUGCGACAGCGGUCGCUGCUGUUGCAACUCCAGGUGCCGCAGCUACUGCACAAGCGACUCAGCAACCUCAACCUAAUCAACAAGCUCAGCCACAAAAUGCUACACAGAAUGGCGGACAAGCUGAUUACAGUGCUCAGUGGGCUGAGUACUAUCGUAGUAUUGGUAAAAUAAAAGAAGCUGAAGCUAUUGAAGCACAAAUGAAAGCUGGAAAGAAUAAUCAAAUGGGUCAAACACAAAUGCAACCACAGGCAAUGCAGGGUCAAGCAGCAACACCAGCUGCACCAGCACCAGCAAAUGCCUUUCCACAAGCAUACGGGGCUUAUCCAGGCAUGAAUCCUGGAUCAACUCCCGGUAAUUAUUACGCACCGGGUGCUGGUGCACCUCAACAACAAAAUCCAGGGCAACAGAAUCCAGGGUUUCCCACUGGCUAUCAAAACUACUCUUACUCCCAGCCUAACGCUGAUAAUUAAGAGUCUACAAUAUUGAUAAUUUUCAGAUAGCUUUCCAUUGGGACGCGGUUACCUGCUGUCUUCACAAUAUAUUACAAAAUUAAUUCAUUAAAAUAAUUAAGAAAAAAAAAACAAAAUUAAGAAAAAAUAUUACAUAUACAAUUACAAUUAUAUUAAUAAUGAUGAUUAAGAUAAACGACUAUGGUAAUUUACGAUCCGCUUGCAUAGCGAUUAAAAAAAAUAUAACUAAGUAUAAAAAUCAUUUAAAUAUAAAUUUUAAAAAAAUAUUAAAUAAAUAUAAAGAUAAAAAUAGUAAAGAUCACAGUAUAAUACAAAGUCCUCCGUAAAUUUAUUCUUUAUGUUAUUUUACGUUUUUUUUUAUUUAAUUAAUUGAUUAUAAUUAUUAUUAUUAUUAACUACUAAUUACUAAAAAUAUAAAAACACCGUAGGAUAUUAUAUUUUUAAUCGCUGAAAAAUUAUAUUAAUUAAUAAUUAAUGUGUAAUCAAACGUAGUCCGUCAGUGUUCCAAAAAAAAAAAAAAUAAAUAAAUAAAUACUGUCAGAUAUUUCUUAUGAAAAAAAUUUUUACUGUAUUGUAAUAUAAAGAAAAAAAAAGUUGUAUAAAAAAAAAUUAAUAGCAAGCGAGUAAAGACGGUAUGUAUUGGCAGGUGAAGCAGCAGACUGGAGAUCUUGGGAAAAUGUAUGACGUUACUGCUUAUAAAAUGAAUUAAAAAAAAAAAACAAAAAUGAAUAUUUAAAUAAUGGACAAUUAUAAUAACAUUAAUUUGAUAACAACUGAUAUGGACGAAACGAAAAAUAUAAUUUAUAAUUGGUAUAUUUAUAAAAAAAUAUGUAUGAUAGGUUUUCGUGUCUGAUGCAGCAGCCUCGUGUGCUUUAAUAAUUAUUAUUAUUAAUGAUGAUAAUAAUAUCAUUGUCUUUUUAAUUAUUUUGCUUUUUCAUAUUGUCAUUUAUAUUAUCAAUUACUAUAAUUAUUUAAAUAUUUAAUUGAUAAUCUUGUAUUAAUUAACCAAUAUUAAUAGUUGAGAAAAUUUUUACUUGUG
This is a messenger RNA of Microplitis demolitor, 4113 nucleotides long. It is a transcript of the gene Psi, whose product is annotated as far upstream element-binding protein 3. The record is from RefSeq and is a predicted model, not a curated record. Lineage: Eukaryota; Metazoa; Arthropoda; Insecta; Hymenoptera; Braconidae. The transcript has 12 exons. Gene Ontology annotation, molecular function: mRNA binding. Gene Ontology annotation, biological process: regulation of DNA-templated transcription. Bases 714 to 3074 code for a protein of 786 amino acids. Gene Ontology annotation, cellular component: cytoplasm; nucleus.